Messenger RNA from Sciurus carolinensis (gray squirrel), 2596 nucleotides. RefSeq names its product melanoregulin (gene Mreg). Gene Ontology annotation, biological process: melanosome transport; melanocyte differentiation. NCBI's taxonomy places the organism in Eukaryota, Metazoa, Chordata, Mammalia, Rodentia, Sciuridae. The transcript has 5 exons. The coding region runs from base 332 to 976 and encodes 214 amino acids. The record is from RefSeq and is a predicted model, not a curated record. Gene Ontology annotation, cellular component: melanosome.
GCUGCCUCCUUAGAGGGCAGCAGCGGGGCGCCUCGGGGACGCAUGCGCCCCAAUUUGCACCCGGGGAAUUAAAAGUAAAGGGGGGUUAAAAAGCUCGACCCAACACACGCCCCCAACAAGACGCCAGCGGCGAGAGGCGCGCGGCCGGCAGUCUCUGGUCGGUGGGGCACCUCCGCCCUCGUGCGCGUCCCGGCCGCGGCGUGAUGCGCACGCUCCGGCCGCCACUGUCCCCGCACCUGGACGCCGGCCGGGUGGCGUGCGCCCCGGCCGCGAUCGCUCGCUGCGGCGACUUGUUCCGAGACUCUGGCGCCAGAGGGGACCCUCGCUCUCCAUGGGGCUGAGGGACUGGCUGCGGACUGCGUGCUGCUGCUGCCCAUGCAAGUGUCUGGAGGAGCCCAACCUGCCCGAGAAGGAGCCCCUGGUCAGUGGUAAUAAUCCAUAUUCUUCAUUUGGAGCAACUCUGGCGAGGGAUGACGAGAAGAAUUUGUGGAGCCUGCCUCAUGAUGUGUCCCACACAGAGGCAGAUGACGACAGAAUCCUGUACAAUUUGAUAGUCAUUCGUAAUCAGCAGGCCAAAGACUCAGAGGAGUGGCAAAAACUCAACUAUGAUAUCUAUACCCUGCGGCAGAUUCGAAGGGAAGUGAGAAACAGAUGGAAACGCAUUUUAGAAGAUUUGGGUUUUCAAAAGGAAGCGGACUCUUUGUUGUCAGUGACUAAACUCAGCACCAUGAGUGAUUCUAAAAACACAAGGAAAGCUCGAGAGAUGUUGCUGAAACUGGCUGAAGAGACCAGUAUUUUUCCAAGAAGCUGGGAGCUUUCAGAGAGAUACCUGUUUGUUGUGGACCGUCUUAUUGCUCUUGAUGCUGCAGAAGAGUUCUUUAAAAUUGCUAGUCGAACUUACCCCAAAAUGCCUGGGGUCCCUUGCCUGGCUGAUGGCCAGAAAGAACCACACUACCUUCCAUUUCCAAGUCCCUAAAGGAGACUCAAUGGGAAUCCUUCUGCUGAGACUCAACAGCUAACCAAAGUCGGAUAUUUGCACGUGUAAGAUUGCCAUCAAGUAGAGAGCCCUACAAUGAUGUCAGGUUUUUGUGAGAACUUCUAAGAAAUGUUCCAGUUUUAUUGAAGCACCCUGGUGACCUUGCAUCUAGAAAGGAAGUUGAAGAGUUGGUCAGUGGGAGAGUUCAUUUUGGUAAUCAGAUUCUAAGAGCCCUUUGUCCCAGUCUUGGUUUUGGUUGUACAAUAAGCUCUUAUCAUCAGUCCCUAUUCAGGGAGUGAGAUAUUCCAGUUAAUAAAGCAAUAUGAUUAAUAGAGCUAUCAUUGAGCCCUCAAUAGUCAAUAAUAAAACAUAGGCUAACCCCCUGCCCACCAAAUAGUAGGCGUUAUGUGACCUCUCUUCAAUUUGGAAAAGCUUGCAGAACCUUGGAGGGUGUCCGAGGCAUCAUUCUGGAUAUCAGUUUUGAUUAUUCAGAAGUAUAGAUGAAUCAGAGGGUAGAAAGUCCAAGGACAGCUGCUCAGAGGUGGGUUUCAACUAGAAUGGCCUUGAAGAGAACUUCCUGCUGCUACAGAUGAAGAAAGAGUUCUGUCUUCACGUGAGGUACAUGCAUCUUAAAACCCUCAACUUUGUUAUCUGGUGACUUCAUUAUUGCAUAUUGUCCCUGGCAUUUAACCAGGAUAGCCCCUGUAAACUGAAGCAUGUGACCUUCACUUCCUUCUUUUGUUUUUACUGUUUCCAACUUGUCAGCCAAGAGUGUCACCUGCCCAGGGAGCACCCAGGUAGACCUGCAGGUGGGCAGGUAGCAAUGCCCUGAACAAGGCCUCUGCUGGGCUUUCUUCGCAGAUGAUUUUCAGAUUGGAGCAGUGCUAUCAAUAGAACUUGCUUCUGUCCACAGCUUCAAAAGUUACUUGCCACUUAAGCAAGGAGCUUGCCAAGAGACUGUGGUUCAUUUUUUGAAAAACCUUUAGGGACAUACAGGAUUUAUCAGUAGAUUGCUGAGAACAAUGGCAAUAUUUUUAUUUUUUACAGAUUUUGCACUUCUGACUUCAGGUUAAAAACUAACUUGUAUUAGUCCAGGAAAUUGUGACUUGAAAUUUUUCAUAUCCUGAUUAACAUUUUGGGUAGUGUUCACUAUGUUUAAAGUAUUUCCUAGAGGAUUCAUGUUCUCCAUUUAUUAAUGCGUUAAUAGGACAAUUUAGCUGAUGUGUUUCAGGAAAAUUCUCCCUAGUUUAAUAAGUAAGCUAAAUGUUUUAUUUAAAAAAAAAUUUAGUACUUAAACUCUGUCUCAUGUUGUUUAAAAUUAGCCUGCAGAUAUUUUCCUCACUUCUGUAGGCUCCUGGAAGAUAGCAAAAGAAGCAAUAAAAUAAAAGACCUUAGAAUGUUGUAUUGUUUUAAUCUCUGCAUCAGAAUUUGUGUUUUGUCUUUCUUCCUUUUUUCAUGUCAAAAUAGAUGAGAUUAUUUGCAUCUAUGGAGUUAUAAAUUGUUAUCAUAGUUUUUAUUUUUGGUAAUAAACCAAUAAGAAUAAGAUUGUCUCUAUAUUACUAAAAUACAUGAAAUUAUCCAGGAAAAUUUUUUCAAGGAAUUAAAAAGCUUCUGUGUUUA